Messenger RNA from Perca flavescens (yellow perch), 429 nucleotides. It is a transcript of the gene gal, whose product is annotated as galanin/GMAP prepropeptide. Gene Ontology annotation, biological process: neuropeptide signaling pathway. Gene Ontology annotation, molecular function: neuropeptide hormone activity; galanin receptor binding. Gene Ontology annotation, cellular component: secretory granule; extracellular region. The transcript is spliced from 6 exons. The coding region runs from base 1 to 429 and encodes 142 amino acids. The record is from RefSeq and is a predicted model, not a curated record. Lineage: Eukaryota; Metazoa; Chordata; Actinopteri; Perciformes; Percidae.
AUGCAGAGGGGCUUCGGGAUUGUUUGUGUGUCACUCAUCUUUUGCGCAGCUCUGUCUGAGACCAUCGGCUUGGUCAUUGCGGCAAAGGACAAACGUGGCUGGACACUGAACAGUGCUGGCUACCUGUUAGGUCCCCGUCGUAUUGAUCACCUAAUUCAGAUAAAGGAUUCUCCCAGUGCCAGAGGCAGAGACGAGCUGGUCACUCAAUAUGGAAUAGAUGGACACAGGACACUUGGAGACAAGCCGGGUCUGGCUGGCAAGAGGGACAUGAACCAGGAGGAGGACUUCAGAACGGGUGCCCUGAGAAUAGGAGAUAUGGAUAUCAUCCACACUGUCAUUGACUUCCUGUCGUAUCUAAAGCUGAAAGAGAUGGGAGCCUUGGACAGUCUGCCUUCCUCUGUGACAUCAGACGAACUGGCCAAUCCCUGA